Messenger RNA from Aspergillus novofumigatus IBT 16806, 630 nucleotides. RefSeq lists its product as uncharacterized. The record is from RefSeq and is a predicted model, not a curated record. Lineage: Eukaryota; Fungi; Ascomycota; Eurotiomycetes; Eurotiales; Aspergillaceae. Bases 222 to 497 code for a protein of 91 amino acids. The transcript has a single exon.
AUUAAUAUUUUCCUCCAAGCAUUGAAGGCUUACUGGCUUAUCAAGGGUCCAAUCGCCUUUUCUCCCAGGGCUAGACUUUCCCGGUGGGUGGCUUAUUUAGGCGCCUGCAUUUCGACAGAUGGAGAUGGGACUAUCUUACUGUCCAGAUUGACUUUUGAACUUUUAUUCCCUCCUUUGCCCUGGUUGGAGGCACCUGAACGGCCAUUCAUCGUGAACAAUGAAUGGACAUCAGCCAACUGCGCCUCAUGCCGAGCAGUAUUGUAAUCCUUGGCUGUCAGCAGGCGGAUGAAAGGAUCACCGUCAAAGAGACAAACAACAUCUGUCUCACCUUUGGCUUGAAUUAUGAAAAUGAGGCAUGCGAAAGUGUAGCCAGUCAGCCAGAGAAUCGAUUUAGAAUGGAGAAACGAAUGGAGCCCGCGAAAUUGGAUGGACCGUUUCGCUCCAUCUGGCUGUGGGUUUGCCGGACCACUUCGGUGUCAGAGGAUGUAGGUACGUAGUGGAUGCGUACCUCGUGCUGGUACACAGUCGUAUUCCACUGCAAAUUUGCACUAGCGAAGUCAUCGUCAUUGCCAAUCCGCCAGAUUCCGCCCAGACUCCGACAUCCGAGUGAUCAUCAUCGGUACUGAUGAA